UGGGACGGGCUUAAGUCAGAUAACCAAGGAUCGACCCAGGAAUCAAACUCGUGUCUUUCAGUGUUGUGAGGAAUACCGUUGUGCCAAAUCAAAAAUGAACAAACUUACCAUCGUCCUUUUUCUGGUCGUGUGCAGCUGCGCAUGCGCAGUGCUCGGUACGGGGAUGUACGGGAUCUCUCCGGUGGGGUACGGAAUGGGGUACGGAGGAGUGUCGGUAGGAUCCGGGAUGUUCGGUGCUUCCGGUGCAGCAGGGUUCGGGGGACUGUUCCAGACCCUGAUUCAAUUAUUCGUGUUUGUGUUCAUUAUCAACCUGCUCUUCUCGAACGGAGGCGGUCUGUUGGGAGGACAGAACGGAGGCGGUCUGUUGGGAGGACAGAACGGAGGCGGUCUGUUUGGAGGACAGAAGACACGGGCCGAUUCUUACUAAACAACGUACCUUCUCAACAACCAUCGAUAAUCACUAAAUCCUGUCGGGUGCAGACAACCUAGAAAAGAAUUUUAAAAAGAAACA
Dreissena polymorpha is the source of this 511-nucleotide messenger RNA. Its product is annotated as ctenidin-1-like. The transcript has 3 exons. The coding region runs from base 95 to 427 and encodes 110 amino acids. The record is from RefSeq and is a predicted model, not a curated record. NCBI's taxonomy places the organism in Eukaryota, Metazoa, Mollusca, Bivalvia, Myida, Dreissenidae.